Messenger RNA from Gopherus evgoodei (Goodes thornscrub tortoise), 1077 nucleotides. Its product is annotated as extensin-3-like. NCBI's taxonomy places the organism in Eukaryota, Metazoa, Chordata, Testudines, Testudinidae. The record is from RefSeq and is a predicted model, not a curated record. The coding region runs from base 1 to 1077 and encodes 358 amino acids. The transcript has a single exon.
AUGCCCCCCACUCCAGCCCCCCAACAGCCCAAGCGCCCUCAGCCCCCAGAGCAACACGUCGUCUGCUCCAGCCCACCCCCACUCCAGCCCAAGCCCCCUCAGGCCACAGAGCAACACGUCGUCUGCUCCAGCCCACCCCCACAACAGCCCAAGCCCCCUCAUGUCCCAGAGCAACACGUCGUCUGCUCCAGCCCACCCCCACAACAGCCCAAGCCCCCUCAGGCCCAACAGCAACACGUCGUCUGCUCCAGCCCACCCCCACAACAGCCCAAGCCCCCUCAUGUCCCAGAGCAACACGUCGUCUGCUCCAGCCCACCCCCACUCCAGCCCAAGCCCCCUCAGGCCCCACAGCAACACGUCGUCUGCUCCAGCCCACCCCCACUCCAGCCCAAGCCCCCUCAGGCCCCACAGCAACACGUCGUCUGCUCCAGCCCACCCCCACUCCAGCCCAAGCCCCCUCAGGCCCCACAGCAACACGUCGUCUGCUCCAGCCCACCCCCACUCCAGCCCAAGCCCCCUCAGGCCCCACAGCAACACGUCGUCUGCUCCAGCCCACCCCCACAACAGCCCAAGCCCCCUCAGGCCCCACAGCAACACGUCAUCUGCUCCAGCCCACCCCCACUCCAGCCCAAGCCCCUUCAGGCCCCACAGCAACACGUCGUCUGCUCCAGCCCACCCCCACUCCAGCCCAAGCCCCCUCAGGCCCAACAGCAACACGUUGUCUGCUCCAGCCCACCCCCACAACAGCCCAAGCCCCCUCAUGUCCCAGAGCAACACGUCGUCUGCUCCAGCCCACCCCCACUCCAGCCCAAGCCCCCUCAGGCCCCACAGCAACACGUCGUCUGCUCCAGCCCGCCCCCACUCCAGCCCAAGCCCCCUCAGGCCCCACAGCAACACGUCGUCUGCUCCAGCCCACCCCCACUCCAGCCCAAGCCCCCUCAGGCCCCACAGCAACACGUCGUCUGCUCCAGCCCACCCCCACUCCAGCCCAAGCCCCCUCAUGUCCCAGAGCAACAUGUCAUCUGCUCCAGCCCACCCCCACAACAGCCCAAGCCCCCUCAUGUUCCAGAGCAAUGA